AUCUUUCCGACACACACACACACGUACUGAAUGUUCAAUAUGAAUGCCAUACGUGAUUGCAAGGGCCAGGUUAAUUGUGAGUGCAGCUCACCCUCAUCCCCCUCCCCCAUGUGGCAACAGGCAGGUAACAAGCAGGGGAAAGCGCUGUGCGGUGUGAGAAGCACAGGCUCCUUCGGCUCGGAAUUAGCAUUGUAGGAGGCCCGUUUGCUGUAACAAUCACUGCCGUGCGCUGUUGGCUCGUCCCUUCCCCCUCCCUCAUUGCAAACUGCGGAGCUUCGUUCGUAACAGCAGCAGCAGCAGAGACCAACGAGCCGCCCGCAUCGACAAGUGCUUUCAUCCCAGGAACACCCCUUCUAAAACAAGGCGAUUGAUCGGGGAGUCCGGCUUAUUUGCAGAUCGAAUAUUCUUAAGACCAACAGCUCAGAGCAUCGGAGGCGCCAUUUUCCUCCCUCUGCGGCUCGGAGCCGAGACCGGGCUGCUCGCCUCCCGUUUGCUGCUUGAGUUGACAGAUCAGAGCAUGCCAUUUUCAGGACCCCGGGAGCUUUGGGACUAGUUAAGAUUGCAGGUUAUCGGCACUGGACAUGGGUGAGUUAGUAAGUGGCAAUUGGUGAUUUUUCUUGCGGCUGAUUUCAAUUAUUGUCUAAGAACCAAAAAUGUGUACGUGUUCAGUGAGAAGGAGUCGAUGGUGCAAUUCGGUUGUUUGAAAAAAAAAAAGUCCGUCUUUUUGGUCGGAUUGGAGUGGAGCUAGAGAGCCUCUAGCAUCGGAUUCCAGCAGCUGCAGUUCUCAGCCUCAACUCAUUGUAUCUCAGCGCUUUUACGGAGGGUGCAGAGUACUUGGACGCUGCAGAAAAAAAUAUAUAACAUACAACCAACUCCAACAUGACAGAUCUGACAUGGUCGACUUUUAAAGGCAACUGGAUUACCGGAGGCGGAUUUGACAAAAUAAUGAAGUAAACGGUACGCUGGCGGUAGAAGUGCUUGACAGGAGCGCGUAACGUGGCUGUUGGAGUGGUUCGAAGGGACAUGAAGCAAAUUUUUAUUGUAGUUUGUGUUUUAUUUGGGAGAUCGGAUUACUUUGGAGUGACGGGGGACACUGAAAAGUGCUGAAUUCCUGCUCUCCGCAAUCCCUGUGCCUUCGCACUGCUAGGAUGGAGCAGCGGGAGGCGGCGUUGGGCUGCAGGCAGAUACUGGCUGAUGGGGACUUCAGGUCGGCCGGCAGCAGUACCAAGUCCGCAGUCUCUCCUGGAGCUUUGAUGCAGUCGUCUGGGAGCCAGAUGAACGGGGGAAGGCUGGAUCAGGACGACGAGGAGAGUGCCUGUGGUAGUCAGGACUCCAACUCCAUCACAGACAGCGAUAAAUCAAUGCAGGGAGACGGCCUGGAGGAACACGAGUUUUCCAUCAAGGAGGCGAACUUCACAGAAGGCAGCCUGAAACUAAAGAUCCAGACCACCAAACGGCCCAAGAAACCUCCCAAGAACCUGGAGAAUUACAUCUGCCCUCCGGAGAUCAAGAUCACCAUCAGGCAGCCAGGGGACCAGAGAAGCUGCAGGCCGAGCAAUAGUAAAAAGACGUCAAAGGAAGAUGAAAAGAAAAAGAAGGGUCAACCAAGGUCUCACAAGCAACCAGAAGUGCGAUUCAGUGAAAUUCCCUCAAGGGUGCAACAUGACUUCAUUGCUGACGGUGUGAAACCAAAGUACCAGGAGAGACUUAAUCAGGUCCAGCUUGAAUGGUCGUCAUCUUCUGGAAUCUCCCCUACUUUUCAGAGUAAUAUAACAGAUGUUGAUGCUGAAAGGGAAGUAGCAAACACUGUUAAUACAAGUUCCAUUUCAGAUCAAUUUUGUGACCUUUCAAAUGCACAAAUGAACAAGCGUAUUACUGGCUGUACUUGGAAUCAGUUCAUAAAGGGCAAUGCUGGGUUGUCCAUUGUUAAUGCUAACCGGCUGGUGAGUCCUAAAUUAUCCACUAGUCACCAAGAGCCCACGGUUACGCAUACUAAAUCAGUGGACAAAAACAAAGAGUCCACCGAGCAAAAACGUGGGAGUGGGUCAGGAAAAUCCAGCAAAAGAGACACCAGAUGCUCUAAAAACCAGCUAGUAGACGGCUCUGUUGAAUGGGACAAAAAUAGCCAGAAGGGACCAGAGUUAGAAUUUCAUGGGACAGCAAAAGGUAAGAAGGACAUUUUAGCAGGUCAUGUUGCAAACACCGAGCCACCAUCAAGAGCAUCUCCCACCAGGCCCAAUGCAGUGAGCAUUCAAGAAAAGGAUUCAGCUUCUGUAAUGAUUAGAAUCCCGCUAAAGACACAGGCAUCACUGUUUGCUCGCAGCAGAACAAGAAAAGGAAGGUUAUCAAAAACAAUCUUGGAUAAUAGACUUCAGCCAGAACCCAUAUUUGCUGAAUCAAAUAUUAAAAAUGCUAUAGGUAGCAAUUUUCCCAAUGGUGUAGACACUAUAAGUAACAGCAGGAGCCAGUUCAGUAGCAAGAUCAUUAAGCAGCAAAAUAGGAGUGCAGAGAUUGAACUGAGUCAAACCAAUCUACCAGUGGGAAGAGCCUGUGAAUUAACUGACCUCUCAAACAGUGGCAGUAGGGUGAGAAAGCCGACUGCAAUAUUGGCAUCACCCGUUUUCAUCGAUCCCACCAAAAGCAGAAGAGGGCCCACCGAGAUGAAACAUUCAAAAUAUGCAACUAAAACCAGCACUAUUUCUGCCAAAUGUAAAACUUUGAGUCUUCUGAAGGAAAACUGUGUCUUGCAUGAAAAAAGCACAGUAAUGGAGCCUCCGUCGGCCUAUCCUAUAACCCCAGCUAGUCCGUUGUAUUCUAACACAGAUAGUCUCACAGUCAUUACUCCAGUGAAGAAGAAAAGGGGAAGACCAAAGAAGCAGCCUUUACUUACAGUGGAGACAAUACACGAAGGAACUGCCACAAGUCCAGUAAGCCCCAUCUGUUGUGAAUCUCCCAAUGGCAGUAAGAAAAAGAAAAAAAGAAAAAGCCCUGGUAAACUGAUACCAAUAGAUGCUGUCACCUUAGAGUCUAAUCAAAUGUCAUUUCCCAAAAAGGAUGGGAAAAUAAAUGUCCUGGAUAAGAAAACAAUCAAAACUAUCAAUAAAAUGAAAACGAUGAAACGGAAGACUAUUUUGAAUCAAAUUCUGUCUUAUUCUAAUAAUACAGUAGUGAAAAAGAAAGUACCGUCCUGUAGUACUGCUUCAGCAAUCUCAUCUGCCCUAGAGACCAAGUUAGGAAAACAGAUCAAUGUUAGCAAGAGAGGGACUAUUUAUAUCGGCAAAAAAAGAGGAAGAAAACCAAAAGCGAUGGGACAACCGCAGCAAAUUGGAAACAAAAGUGCUGAGAAAUAUUCAAAGCCGAUUUCUGCCCAUUCAGAAACUCCAACCGUGCCUUUUGGUUCACAGCUGACUAGAGCAAUGUCACCAACCGCUGCACAACCAUCACCUCCCCAGGCAGUAGGGCCUGUAGGAAACCUCAGCCCGGUCAGCAGUGAAACCAACUUAUCUGAGUCAAAGGCAAUGCCAAACCUUCAGCCAAUUAGUGCACUUCCUACAAAAAUCCCCAAAAGCUUGCAUGCUAGCACUUGGAAGUUGUCUCCACCAAGGCUUCUGGCAAAUUCUCCUUCUCAUUUAUAUGAGGCAGCUUCUUUGAAGGAGGUUACGCUGUCACCUAUCAGCGAAUCUCACAGUGAGGAAACAAUACCUAGUGAUAGUGGAAUUGGAACAGAUAAUAACAGCACUUCUGACCAAGCAGAGAAGAGUUCAGAAUCACGCCGCAAAUACUCCUUUGACUUUUGUACACUUGAUCCCUCGGAAGGUGCAAUUGUAGAUCCUGGUGCAAAAGGAAAACACAGUCACAGGCAGAAACACUUGCUUGUAGAUGAUUAUCACAUUCAUGAAAGCAUGAAGAAGCAGAAACAUAGACGGAAGAGAAAAAGCUUGCAGAUGCACAGCAGAGAUGAUCUGCAAUUCAUAGCGGACCUGGAAGAACUAACUGCAAAGUUCCAAGUAUUUCGUAUCUCUCACAGAAGCUACACCUUGUAUCCUGAUAACCCAUAUCCCAGUAUUUUCAGGGUCAAUUUUGAUCACUAUUAUCCUGUGCCAUAUAUUCAUUAUGAUCCAUUACACUAUCUACGCCGGACAGCUGAUCUUAAGUCUAAGAAAAGACGUGGCAGACCUCCCAAAGCCCAAGAGACUAUGACAAAGGUGCCUUUCUUACAGGGUUUUGGUUACCCAUUACCCAGCGGGAGUUACUAUGCACCCUAUGGCAUGCCUUAUACGUCGAUGCCUAUUGCGACAGGUAUGAUGAACCUUGGGUAUUAUGGGCAAUAUUCAGCUCCUUUUUACUUGUCUCAUGCACUUGGGUCAUCAGCUCCCUUCAUGAGGCCAACAAUGCCUCCACCCCAGUAUCAUGCCAGCUCCCACUUAAAAAUGCCAGCCACUGCCAAACAUAAGGUAAAACAUGCCAUGCAUUUGCAGCCUUCACUAGGGUUGGAUUUAAACACCAUGCAGCCUUCUUUAACAUCACAAAGAGGUGAUGGUGGUGGUGCAGGAAUGCCCAGCAGCCGAAUUCAUAAACGCAAGCAUAAGCACAAGCAUAAACAUCGAGAUGACCGGCUCAUGGGGUCACCGGAAGACUUGGGUGAGAUUUUUGGGCACAAGUCAGAUUUUGCUAAAGCUUUAGUCCAUCAGAACCUAGAAAGCUGUGACAAAGAUCUUUCACUGGGUGCUGACAAAGGAAAACAUAAAGAGAAACUGAGACAGCAGCUUAUUGAACCAAUGCACACAGGACAAAAAGUUUCAAAAAACAUCUUUGAUAUAGAUACAUCUUCAAAAUUAGCAUUUUCUGAUUUACCACAAUGGACAAGGACUACAGAAAAAAAUGAUUCCAUCACUGAGUCUAUUGACGCCUGUGUAAGAAGGUACACAAGCACUGAGACUCGAACAAGGCGGGAUAUCUCCAUGGAUCUUUAUGGGGAUCUGCACUCUGCAAGCAGUCUGGCUGAAAAGCGGGAAAGCGAAUCAAAUGGGAAUAGAAAAAGGCACUUUGAGGGUUAUGGAUCUUAUCGGGAGAAGAAUGGACCUGUGCUAAGGACUAACAGAAAAGACUGGGGGCAAACUCUGUGCAGUACCCCUACAGCACCAGGUUUAAUAAGCUCACACUCCAAGCUGGACCAAAUGACGUUGCACAAACAUGAUAGUGGCCUUUCCAUUGUAACCAGAAAGAAAGCAAUUUCUACUGAAAGUAUAACAGGAUCAACUCUAUCAUCAUCUCCCCCACCUUCACCAUCACCAUCGUGUGAAUCAGUUAAAAGUCCUACUUCUUCACCGAGAAGAAAGCUGAAGAGAAGGGAAAUUGAAGCUAUUCAAUGUGAAGUCAGGAAGAUGUGCAAUUAUGACAAAAUUCUUGCAACGAAAAAGAACUUGGACCAUGUCAACAAGAUCCUGAAAGCCAAAAGACUGCAAAGACAGUCAAAGACUGGCAAUAAUAUAGUAAAAAAGAGGAGAGGCCGUCCGAGGAAGCACCCUUUGCCACUGGAUGAUGACUUAACAGACCAGAUGCCAGUAUUGGAGAAGUGUGUGGAUCUUCCAAGUAAACGAGGCUUGAGAUACAAUUUAGCUCCUGAAAUGCUGGCUACAGCCAGUCAGGACACAGUCAUGGACACAAUUGAAGCUGUAAUAUGCAUGGUACAGCAACAAAAGCCUAAGUCAGAUAAAGGCACCAAGAGAAAGCAGAAAGAGGAAAGUGGACAAAAUGUGAAGAGACAUAGGAAGUCCAAAGAAACUGAAAAAGAGGCAAUCACCACAAAUUCUAAAAGGUACAACAGCUUGAAUAUAUCUGCCACCAGCUACCAAUCAACAGCCACCAGUCACUGAAACCUUCCUGCACUUUAAUAUUACUUGGUGAAUGAGAAGGGAAUGACUAAGAUUCAGAUGUUGGAAAAUUAAAAAAUGAUAACCAUUUUCUCAUGCAAUCCACUAUAUAAAAGGGAUGGCCUCAUUCCAGCAUUCACUGCAUUCUUUGCAAGUACCAGACACUCCUGUCAAUAUCUGGUAUUUCGACAUGUCAAUUAAUUUUCACAAUUUUGUACAAACAUUCCUUCUCCCUGUUAACUGCGCUCUAUCCACGGACCCAUUAUUUGCGAAGUGAGCAACAUGUAAUGGCGUAUAAAAGGGUAAGCUAGUGCAAGUACUUUUGGCAGCCUUUUAGAAGAAUGUAUUAUUGAAAUGUUCCUUGGGAAGGCAGGCAGAAAUAACAUUACGCUUGCAACAGCGUUUCUUAUAUACUGGAUUUAUAAUCAAUAUAUGCUAGUUGAUAAAAGAAGAAAGAAAGAAAUUUUAAAAUAUUCUUGCCGACAUUCAGGCAAUACUGUACUCACAGAGCCUUAAAUGCAAAAGUGUUAUCCAUGUAAAGCACUUUCUGCUUCAGUUCAACAUAUGCUCUUGGAAACUCAGCAGAAACAAAAGUCAUAAAGGAAUUUUCAAUCAAUAAAUGUCCCUGGUUUAUUUUAUGUAUUGAAAAUAAAUGUUUCCCCCUUGAUGGACAACCAUGCCAGAAAGUGACAUUAAUCAGAAAUAAUGGAUCUGAAAGAGUUCCGUAGCACACAAUAUAUUCAGCCUAAACUUCUCAAGGGGUUUGCUGGAUUUCCUAUUUUCACCUACACUUAUCACUGGGCAUUUCCUUUGAGAAGCAAUAUCAUGAGAGGCUAUAAAAAAAAUUGAAUCAAAAUAUUCUUUUAACAGAGAGAUUUGCAUCAGUUCCCCCAUCCCCGCACUCCAAGAAAUAAUUAAUCUCCAACUCUCGCACUUGUCCCGAAAAUCUUUGAGCAAUUAAGUUCACAAGUGACUUUCUGUAAAGGUAGGAAUUGACGUUGUAAUCUAGAUCAUUUAAAAUAUAACAAUGUGUGCCCUAUCGUAUGGCCUUACAGUUUUCCAAAGUAAAUAGAUGUUAACGAAAAAAAUUAAAUAUAUAUUUUCUGCGAUUAUCUAAGUUUCACAGCAAGCUUAUUCAUGCAAUAUUUAUGUGACUGUUCUCCAAAAUUAUUACAUUUACACUAUGAGAAAUGGCCCAAAUUUGUGCACAGUAUUACUAUGAAAUUAGCUCUCACCUCUGAACACAUUAAAAAUAAACAUCUAAAAUACUCAAAGAACAUAUUGAAUAUUUUCCAUUAAAAUGUAUAACAAAUUGUCACCAUCCCUUGCUCCAGUGAACACAGUGGAAUAUACAUUGGGACGGUCAGAUUAUAGAAAUUGUCUUAUCAAAUGGUAUACCCUAAUCAUCAAUUGUCAUUUCAAAGUCAAUCACUGAUGAAGAAAACAUUCUGCUGCAAAGGGAUGUCUUGUUUAACCACGUUCCAGUUCACAGUGUUAGUGGGGUCUCACCUUUUCCCAGACUAUUGUAUGCAAAUAAUCAGAUACUUAAUAUCAAAGACUUGGAUGUUUUACUUUAUCCCCAGAGUAGUGGUUAUCUUGUAUCCUGGUAAUUGUGUUUUUUAUUUCCUUUGUGAAAAUUCAAUGAAAACAUGUUACCUUAAGCUUUUGAAUUUCUGUAUUUAAUUUUCCCUUAUGCAAAAAGAAAUUAAGUGUUCUUAUGAUGAUAAUCCAAAACAUAUUUUCAAUUAUUUUUAAAAACGAGUAAUUGUGACUGCAGUUAUAUUUAGGCAAAAUGUUUAUAUCAUGGCAGCCUUAAUUCAGUCCAAAACAGUAACCUGUUGUACAUAAUGUAAUUACACAUCUUUGACCUGCAUGGGUUCAAACCGUCUGAAUCAUCUUGUCUGUGUAAUUGUCAUUUUAACUGUUUUUCAAUCAAGUUUAACAAAUCAUUUUGAUGCCAAACAGUUGUUAAUGCAUCUGGGGUUUGGGAAUGGGGCUAAUUGAAGUUGGGGGAGGAGGGGGUGGUGGCGGGGGAGAGGGCGAAAUUCAUAUAUCCUACAAUAUACAAGUUUAAAAGUAAAUGUGUAGGAAAGAACUGCAGAUGCUGGUUUAAAUUAAAGGUAGACACAAAAUGCUGGAGUAACUCAGCGGGUCAGGCAGCAUCUCUGGAGAGAAGGAAUGGGUGACGUUUCUGGUCGAGACCCUUCUAACUCUUGCCUUUAAAAUUUGGUACUUAAGAGUCACAGAAGCAAAACCAUUAAAAUGACAAUUACAUAAUUGUUUAAAAUGGAUCACAACAUUACGAAAUUUAAUCAGCAUGGAGGUACAGUAAAUUUUUGGUCUGAUAUAGCACAGUAUAGUGCUGAUGUGAAAUAAUGUAUUGUAUCAUAACUAGUGAAAAGCCUACUAAGGUUGCAACACUAAAACAAUACAAAGACAUUGAAAGAACUGCCAAAUGUUCUACACGGGUGUCCUAGUCAAAUCCCAGUGUUUUGUUUGUACUCUGGUUUUUAUUUAGGAAGAAGAGCAAUUUUUGCCGAAAAUUGAUAAGACUACAAAUGAAGUUUCAAAAAAAUGUACCUUUAAACGUGGGGCACAAGAUCCUUUUACAUAGUGCUGGCUUAUUUUAGUCUGUAUUCAUAGUGUUUUUAAACCUUUUUUAGAGUGUAUUUGCAUGUUAUUAUACUUGACUGUAUGUACACAUAUUUUAGACAAAUAUUAUAUUUGUAUUCUAAUUAAACAUAGAGCAAACUUGUACAUUGUUGUUUGAAAUGUUUUUUGUAACAGUUUUUAUUCAUGAAGCAUUUUUGUACAUUGAAUAGAUAUGAACUGCUGUUGAUUGGCGCUUAUGUAUUUGGCAUGCUGAUUGUCAUGCUUCUACAUAUAGUUGUUGGUUUUUAAAACUUUUUUUCCGAAAGAAGCUCAUUGUUUUGCUGCCGAAAUCAGGUUAGCAAUAGAGCACUUACUGAAAAGUAAUCUGUUCAUAUGUUAUUCAUUGUGUGAAAAUAAAGAAACUUAAUCGAAACCAACAA
Amblyraja radiata (thorny skate) is the source of this 8905-nucleotide messenger RNA. RefSeq names its product SET binding protein 1 (gene setbp1). The record is from RefSeq and is a predicted model, not a curated record. Gene Ontology annotation, cellular component: nucleoplasm. The transcript is spliced from 5 exons. Gene Ontology annotation, biological process: regulation of DNA-templated transcription. The coding region runs from base 1149 to 5876 and encodes 1575 amino acids. Lineage: Eukaryota; Metazoa; Chordata; Chondrichthyes; Rajiformes; Rajidae. Gene Ontology annotation, molecular function: DNA binding; histone H3K4 methyltransferase activity.